AAGAAAGGACUGCAUAUGAAAAGGGAGGAUGCAUGAGGAAGUCUUGUGUGUCAAGGAGAAAUUAGGCAAGAUUAGUGUUACAGCAUAAAGAAUGGAUUUUGGGAGAUGGCAGGAAAUGAGGAGGCUGUCCUAGGCAAGAGCCAGAUAAUGACCAGUUAUGUAAAUGAUAAGCAGCACAUACCAUGCCGGGGAACUGCUGACCACUCCCUUCCUCUAGGGACUUCCACGAUAUCACAAUCUCCCAGUUGUCCUCAUACCCUAUUCUGGACAUUCUUAGUUAUUUUUCUCGCUUUUGCUUUUUAUCCCACCUCUGAAUAUCAGCAUUUCUCAGGACUCGAUCCAGGGGCCUCUCUGCAUGCUCUCUGUGGGCGAUUUAGUUCACUCUCAAGGCCUCCGUUACUGCUUCUGUGCAGGCAGCACGCAAAUCUGAGCUCUAGUCCCGUGUUUCCCUGCCUGUGGAUAUCUUGCAGAUAUUAAACUUACCGUGUCUAACGCCAAAUCCAAUAUUUCUACCCCAUAAAAUUGCACCACCAUCUUUCUAAGUCUAGGCUGCAUUGUCCACCUGUUCGCUCAGGUCCUAAGCCUGGGAGCCAUCCUUCACUCCCCUCUCUCCAUCACCUCUCCCAUGUAAACAAACCCUGAGAUUUGUCAUUCUACCUGUUAAAUAUCUCUUGAUUUUAUUUGCUUUCUACAAUAAGGAACUGAAUUAUUCUUCAACUACAUCAGCUUGAAAGAUGACCCCGAGAUCCAGGUGAGGACUCAGCUCACCAGACAACUUGGUAUCAGCUAUGUGAAACCCUAAGCUGUUGUGCCCAGAUGUCUGACUACAGAAGUAUACCAGCCAUGGUGAAUGGAAUGCGGCACACAGUUUUGGAAGCCAGCUGAUUGUGAAUUUUCUAAGGUUCCAGUUCUUGGAGAAAAAAGACAUUUCUUCGUCUGGAUGAUUUUCUCUCUCUGUUGUCUUGAGAGGGAGUUAUGGGCAGGACCGUUAGUGCCCAGCUGUGGACUCUGGACUUUCAUCUGGAGAUGAUGGAGAGUGUACAGGUCAAAGUGCAUACAGAAUCCAACUUAGUAAAUGGAGCACCAGGGCAAAGCUAAGAGGACAAAACGUAAUAGGUCAUGGCUUCCGGGGAGUUUGCAGCCCCAUGGAACGGAGCAGAAUGCACUAAACACAGAUCCUCAGGCUGGGGCUUGGAGCCCCUGGGGAGAAUGAGGGGAGCAGCCCCGCCACUCGCCGCCCAGGCGCUCACGUCCUCACUCAGAGCAGUUUCCUGUCUGUACGAGGGGGAGCCCCGCUGGUUCGUACUGGAGCCCCUGAGAUGGGGGAUCCGGAGGCCAGAACCUUCUCUAUCUACUCCUAUGCAAGAGAGACCAUCGAUAUGGAGCACAAACAAAAAAACACCUAUGAUGUCUGUUCUGGAUGUUUCUACAGCAUCAGCGUCUCCCUGGGAGCCGUCAGUCGACAUCCGUGCUCCAAGAGUUGGAACAAGGGCUCAAAGAGUCAUUAUUUUAGAUGCUGGGUCUUGAUUAGGUUUGGGAAACAUGAAAUUCAGAGUCUAGUGGACUCUGGUCAAGGAUUGCCAAGGGCGGAGGUAGGGAGUUGGGGCGAUCUUUGGCUGUAAGUAGCAAUUAAGAACAGGAGUGCCGGUGCAGACUGGUCUGGGCUCAAAUGACUGCUUAGUAGCUGGGACCAAGUUAUUGAAAAUGCAUCUCAUUUUCUUUGUCAGCAAAGGAAGGAUAAUUAAGUGUCUACCCCCACAGAGAUGUAGUGGCUGUUAAGUGAGCUCAUGAUAUGAAGGGCUUAGCACAGUGCCUGGCAUACCGCAAGCACUCGGUGAAAUGUAGUUAGUUAACUUAGGCCAACAGCCUGAUUCUCCCAGACCUCAGCCCAGGCCAGUGUGCACAGCUGUCCGUUGGGCAGACGUUCAGGUUGGGGAGGUGCGAGUGGGGGUGGGUAGAGAAAAGGGUAUGGAAGAGAGUCACCCUGUGACGAGCAGCCCAGGCUUCUGUUCUGCUUAUUGCUGGCCUCCGCCUGAGGCUGGGUUCCUGUCCGCUCAGUAACAGAACAGACGUACUUUCUCUCUGGUUCUUGGGGAGGCACACAGAAGAGUGACUGACUGUCUGGGCAGCUGAACAGUUAUGCUGCAGUGGAGGGCCACACCAGCUUGAGUCACAUGGCUCAUCCUAAGGCCACUCCUGAGCCCACCCUGUCCCACAGACAAGGACUCAGCCAUGACUCACUGUAUUCAGGUGAUGCCCAAGCCUUAGUCACCUGGUGCCCUUUCCUCCAACACCUGAGUAUCUGUGUUCACAGCCUGGACCAGCCUCUCUCAUCCUUCUUAGCCUCUUCUCUCUCCUUUUCUUUCUCCUUCUUGCCUUCUCUUGCUCCCUACCCUUUGAUCUGUCAUUGAUCUGACCUUGGUGGCUCUGAACUGGGUGGUUUAAGUCUGGAAGAUGUAUAAUGGAGACAGUAGCUUCUGGUGCUACUCUCAUGCCCUCUCAGAGACACUGCCAGGAAAAACCGAUUGGCAAGCAGAGAAGAAGCCUGCCCACGUCAGCAUGGUGACAUCUUUGUAAUCUGAGGGGUGGUCCAGGCACAAGAGGAAGCUGAUCCUACGGGUCUCGGGAGAACAUCAAGUACAGCAGCUGUCACAGAUGCCAGCACCCUUCCCGCCCUCUGAAUCCUGGUGAGGUCCUCUCUGGGGAUCGCCCCGUUGGCUGAAGAUGAGGCCGCUCCUCCUCCUGUGCUUUGUCCUGCCCAGCCUCCUAUGUGCCCAGCAAGCCUGUUCCCGUGGGGCCUGCUAUCCACCUGUCGGAGACCUGCUCAUUGGGAGGACCCGGUUUCUCCGAGCUUCAUCCACCUGUGGACUGACCAGGCCUGAGACCUACUGCACCCAGUAUGGCGAGUGGCAGAUGAAAUGCUGCAAGUGUGACUCCAGGUUGCCUCACAAUUACAACAGUCAUCGAGUGGAGAACGUGGCUUCGUCCUCAGGCCCCACCCGCUGGUGGCAGUCACAGAACGAUGUCAACCCUGUCUCUCUGCAGCUGGACCUGGACAAGAGAUUCCAGCUUCAACACAUCCUGAUGGAUUUUAAGGGGCCCAUGCCCGCUGGAAUGCUGAUCGAGCGCUCCUCAGACUUCGGCAAGACCUGGCAGGUGUACCAGUACCUGGCUGCUGACUGCACCUCUGCCUUCCCCCGUGUCCGUCAAGGCCAGCCUCAGAGCUGGCAGGACGCUCGGUGCCAGUCUCUGCCCCAGAGUCCUAACUCACACCUAGAAGGAGGGAAGGUCCAGCUUAACCUUAUGGAUCUAGCUUCUGGGGUUCCAGCAACUCAGAGUCAAAGAAUUCAAGAGCUGGGGGAGAUCACAAACUUGAGAAUCAACUUCACCAGGCUGGCCCCCGUGCCCCAGAGGGGCUACCACCCCCCUAGUGCCUACUAUGCAGUGUCCCAGUUGCGUCUGCAGGGCAGCUGUUUCUGUCACGGCCACGCUGACCGCUGUGCCCCCCAGCCCGGAGCCCCUGCCGGCCCCUCCACCACUGUGAAGGUCCACGAUGUCUGCGUCUGUCAGCACAACACCGCAGGCCCCAACUGUGAGCGCUGUGCACCCCUCUACAACAAUCGGCCCUGGAGACCUGCAGAUGACCAGGAUCCCCAUGAAUGCCAAAGGUGUGACUGCAAUGGGCACUCAGAGACGUGUCACUUCGACCCAGCUGUGUUUGCCACCAGCCAAGGGGCACAUGGAGGGGUGUGUGACAACUGCCGGGACCACACGGAGGGCAAGAACUGUGAGCGGUGUCAGCAGCACUACUUCCGGAACCGACGCCCUGGCGCCCCCAUCCAGGAGGCCUGUAUCCCCUGCGAGUGUGACCCGGAUGGAGCUGUGCCGGGAGUCCCCUGUGACCCAGUGACCGGGCAAUGCGUGUGUAAGGAGCACGUGCAGGGGGAACGCUGUGACCUGUGCAAGCCGGGAUUUACAGGACUCAGCUCUGCCAACCCGCAGGGCUGCCACCGCUGUGACUGCAGUGUAUUGGGGUCUCAGCAGGACAUGCCAUGUGACGAGGAGAGUGGGCGCUGCCUGUGUCUGCCCCAUGUGGUGGGACCCAAAUGUGACCAGUGUGCUCCCUACCACUGGAAGCUGGCCAGCGGCCGGGGCUGUGAGCCCUGUGCCUGUGACCCAAACAACUCCCUCAGCCCCCAGUGCAACCAGUUUACAGGGCAGUGCCCCUGUCGGGAAGGCUUUGGGGGCCUGAUGUGCAACGCUGCAGCCAUCCGCCAGUGUCCCGACCGGACCUAUGGAGACGCAGGCACGGGAUGCCGCGCCUGUGACUGUGACUUCAGGGGAACCGAGGGCCCAGGCUGUGACAAGACCUCAGGCCGCUGCCUCUGUCGCCCUGGCUUGACCGGGCCCCGCUGCGACCAGUGCCAGCGAGGCUACUGUGACCGCUACCCAGUGUGCGUGGCCUGCCACCCUUGCUUCCAGGCCUAUGACGCCGACCUCCAGGAGCAGGCCCUGCGCCUCAGCAGCCUCCGAAAUGCCACCGCCACCCUGCGGCCCGGGCACGGCCUGGAGGACCCCCGCCUGGCCUCUCGGAUCCGGGAUGCAAAGAGCAAGAUUGAGCAGAUCCAAGCAAUUCUCCGCAGUGCCCCGGUCACGGAGCAGGAGGUGGCCCAGGUGGCUAACGCCAUCUUUUCCAUAAGGCGGACUCUCCAGGACCUGCAGCCCAAUCUGCUCCUAGAGGAGGAGACCCUGGCCCUCCCGGGAGACCUGGAGAAUCUGGACAGAAGCUUCAACCGCCUCCUCAUUAUGUACCAGAAUAAGAGAGAGCAGUUUGAAAAGAUGAGCAGUGCUGAUCCUUCGGGAGCCUUCCGGAUGCUGACUGCAGCCUACCAGCGGUCAUCCCAGGCCGCCCGGCAGGCCUCUGACAGCUCCCGCAGGCUUCUCCAGCUCAGGGACAGCCGGAGAGAGGCAGAGGGGCUGGAGCAGCAGAUAGGAGGAGGGGCUGCCAGUGGCCCUCAUCUCGCAGCCCUGAAGCUGGGGUUGGCUUCUUUGCCUGAUCUGACACCCACCGUCAACAAGCUCUGUGGGGGUUCCAGGCAGACCGCCUGCACCCCAGGAGCCUGCCCUGGUGAGCUCUGUCCCCGAGACAACGGCACGGCCUGCGGCUCCCACUGUAGAGGUGCCCUCCCCAGGGCCGGUGGGGCCUUCCGGACGGCGGGGCAGGUGGCCCAGCAGCUGCAGGGCUUCAACGCCCAGCUCCAGCAGACCAGGCAGAUGAUUAGGGCGGCCGAGGAAGCUGCCUCGCGGGUGCAGUCAGAUGCGCAGCGCCUGGAGACCCAGGUGAGCGCCAGCCGCUCCCAGAUGGAGGAGGACGUCAGGCGCACACGGCUCCUCAUCCAGCAGGUCCGGGACUUCCUCUCCGACCCCGACACUGAUACGGCCACCAUCCAGGAGGUCAGCGAGGCUGUGCUGGCCCUGUGGCUGCCCACAGACUCCGCCACAGUCCUACGGAAGAUGAAUGAGAUCCAGGCCAUUGCAGCCAGGCUGCCCAACGUGGACCUGGUGCUGUCCCAGACCAAGCGGGACAUUGCUGAGGCCCGCCGGCUCCAGGCUGAGGCCGAACAGGCCAGGAGCCGAGCCCAUGCGGCGGAGGGCCAGGUGGAGGACGUGGUGGGGAAUCUGCGGCAGGGCACGGCGGCUCUGCAGGAAGCUCAGGACACCAUGCAAGGCACCAGCCGCUCCCUUCGGCUCAUCCAGGACAGGGUUGCGGAGAUAGAAACUGAACUGGGACCUAAAGAAACACUGGUGACGGGCAUGACGGAGCAGCUGGGCGGCUUCCGAGCACGGAUGGACGAGCUGCGCCGCCAGGCCAAGCAGCAGCGGGCACAGGCGGCCCUGGCCCAGCAGCUCGCGGAGGACGCCAGCGGGCGGGCGCUCAGCGCCCAGGAGGGUUUUGAGAGAAUAAAGCAAAAAUAUGCUGAGCUGAAGGACCGGUUGGGUCAGAGCCCCAUGCUGGGGGAGCAGGGCACCCGCAUCCUGAGUGUCAAGACAGAGGCAGAGGAACUGUUUGGGGAGACCAUGGAGAUGAUGGACAGGAUGAAGGACAUGGAGUCAGAGCUGAUUCAGGGAAGCCAGGCCAUCGUGCUUCGCUCAGCAGACCUGACGGGGCUGGAGAAGCGCGUGGAGCAGAUCCGCAACCACAUCAACGAGCGUGUGCUCUACUAUGCCACCUGCAAGUGAUGCUCCAGCCGCCAGCCUCCGGGUCUGUGCGUCUGCCUUCUCUGGGGGGCAGACUGGGCCGGAAUGCUUCCCAGCUCCUUUCACGUAGCCAGAAGCACCACCUGGACCACCCCUGGUAUGCAGCUGUUAAGAUUACUCUGGGCUGCAGCUGAGCCUGAGCUGAUGAGACAGAGAUGGUGGAGGUGGGCCGCGUCACUGUGCCCAGGAGCUUUCAAGUGGAGGGAGCUUGGCUGGGCGGUGUCCUCGCCCUUCGUUCUCCAUUGAGGCUGAUUCCUGGACCAACACAAAAAUUUACCCCACAAUGAUAUAUGACUGAAAAGCUCAAUAAAAAUCUUUGGAAAGGAGCCUGGGA
Messenger RNA from Pteropus alecto (black flying fox), 6592 nucleotides. RefSeq names its product laminin subunit beta 3 (gene LAMB3). The transcript is spliced from 29 exons. NCBI's taxonomy places the organism in Eukaryota, Metazoa, Chordata, Mammalia, Chiroptera, Pteropodidae. Gene Ontology annotation, biological process: axon guidance. Gene Ontology annotation, cellular component: basement membrane. The coding region runs from base 2725 to 6240 and encodes 1171 amino acids. The record is from RefSeq and is a predicted model, not a curated record.